UUGAGCGGUCUGCUAGGGGACCGUGGACAGCUCCCGUCUGAAGAGCAGAGUAACGCAGGAGGAGGAGAGGGCUGGAUAUGGGGGAGUCACCGCACAGGCCCGUACGAUCGAGAUAAAAAAAAAAAAGACAAAAAAAAAAAAAAAAAAGACAAAACACUUUUAUGUGUUCACACCGGGGAAAAGACACAAAGAGCAGGAGCUGGAGAGGCCCCAGGAGGACGGGGAAACAACCGAGGAAGUGAAGGAAAAGCGGGGAUACGGAUACUGACCCAUCCCGGAGCAUCAGGGGAGAAGCAGCGAGAGAAAGGAGGAGAAGGAGGACAGAAGGAGAGAUAAUUCCGCUCGACCUGAUGGACUGAGAGGACAGAUGAAUGAAGACUGCCUACACUAACGCCUAUCGAUGCCUGGCCAAGGACCUGGACGCUUACGCCAUGAACACGGACAUGACAAUGGACGGCAUUGGCAGCCUGCAUGGCGGGGUGGCGGUGAGCUCCAUGGCCCCUGACUUGGAGCUCAUGAGCGGCCACAGCCCGCACCACGGCCGUGGGGGCUCCUCGGGGGGACACGGGGCGGCGGCGGCAGCGGCGGCGGCGGCUGCGUCCACCCUGCGGAUACAUCAGGACCUGGCCGCCGCCGCCGCAUCCUCCCGCUCGGCCAUGGUGACCGGCAUGGCCACGAUACUGGACGGUAGCGGGGAGUACCGUCCAGAGCUGUCCCUGCCGCUGCACCACGCCAUGAGCGUCCCCUGCGACACGUCCUCUCCUGGGAUGGGGAUGAGCGGCACAUACACCACCUUAACGCCGCUGCAGCCGCUACCCCCCAUCUCCACCGUGUCCGACAAGUUUCACCACCAUCACCAUCACCACCACCAGCGGCUCUCCGGUAACGUGAGCGGGAGCUUCACCCUGAUGCGGGACGAUCGGGGGCUGCCAGGAAUGAACAACCUGUACAGCCCCUACCACAAGGACCACAUGUCCGGGAUGGGUCAGAGUCUUUCCCCGGUGCUGGGGAACGGUCUGGGUUCCAUACACAACACCCAGCAGGGUCUCCACAACUAUGGCACCACGACGCAUGGAGGCCACGACAAGAUGCUGAACUUCGACGCGCACCACACAGCCUCCAUGCUGGCCAGAGGGGACCACCACCAGCACCGAGGCCUCGCUGGCCCCACGGCCGGGAUGAUGCCGCACCUGAACGGGAUGCACCACCCCGGGCACCCGGCGGUAUCCUCGGCGGGCCAUCACCCCCACUCCCACCACCACCUCCAGUCUCCGUCCCACGGGCCCGUGUUGGCUUCCAGCCGGGAAAGACCGCCCUCCUCCUCCGGGACGCAGGGGGUGAACAGCUCGGGGCAGCUGGAGGAAAUCAACACCAAGGAGGUAGCGCAGAGGAUCACGGCGGAGCUGAAGAGGUACAGCAUCCCCCAGGCCAUCUUCGCUCAGAGGGUGCUGUGCCGCUCCCAGGGAACCCUGUCGGACCUCCUGAGGAACCCCAAACCCUGGAGUAAACUAAAGUCAGGCCGGGAGACCUUCAGGAGGAUGUGGAAGUGGCUGCAGGAGCCUGAGUUUCAGAGGAUGUCGGCCCUCAGACUGGCAGCAUGCAAACGGAAGGAGCAGGACACGGGGAAGGACCGCAACAGUACGCCAAAGAAGUCGCGGCUGGUCUUCACCGACCUGCAGCGGCGCACCCUGCUGGCCAUCUUCAAGGAGAACAAGCGACCGUCCAAGGAGAUGCAGCUCACCAUCUCACAGCAGCUUGGCCUCGAACUCACCACCGUCAGCAACUUCUUCAUGAACGCCCGCCGCCGGAGCCUCGACAAAUGGACAGACGAUGGAGCCAGCCCUGGGGGCCAAUCUUCGGCGUCCAGCACUUGUACCAAAGCGUGA
This is a messenger RNA of Labrus bergylta (ballan wrasse), 1886 nucleotides long. It is a transcript of the gene onecut2, whose product is annotated as one cut homeobox 2. Gene Ontology annotation, cellular component: nucleus. Gene Ontology annotation, biological process: regulation of transcription by RNA polymerase II. Gene Ontology annotation, molecular function: DNA-binding transcription factor activity, RNA polymerase II-specific; RNA polymerase II cis-regulatory region sequence-specific DNA binding. The record is from RefSeq and is a predicted model, not a curated record. Lineage: Eukaryota; Metazoa; Chordata; Actinopteri; Labriformes; Labridae.